Messenger RNA from Gryllus bimaculatus (two-spotted cricket), 3349 nucleotides. Lineage: Eukaryota; Metazoa; Arthropoda; Insecta; Orthoptera; Gryllidae. The record is from the annotation of a GenBank genome assembly.
GAAAUGGAAGGAAGUCAAGGGAAAAGGAGAAAUGGAAGCAAAGAACAUAGACAUGAAUAAAGAGGAGGAAGUGAAGAAGAAAAAUAAAGAUGGGAAUAAGAUGGAAAUGGAAGAAAGUGGAGAAGAAAUCACUCUAUUUGUGGCAACGUUUUUUAUUAUUUUUUUUUUAAUAAGUAACUAUUCAAACACUAAGUACCCCUUGAAGUCAGGCCAUACCAAAGAAUCUUACUCUCUGUACUUUGGCUUUUGUCAAUGCAAUGCAGAAUCCAACCUUCUAAUAGGAGCAUGGAUGCGAUACCACAAGUAUCAGCCAUUUAAAAUGGGGCGAGGAGAUGCAGAAGAUUUAUCAGAAGAGUAUCGCCAAAUACUACAAUCCUUGAAAGGAACUGCAGAAGGCCUGCUGAUUAACCAAGUGUCAAAUGUUUGGAACAUAUAUGGUGGCUUAAAUAGAUUACAUCAUGUUAUGGAAAAAAUAUUUAAACAUGGUUGCAGAGUAUUUGAUCAAGAUGGAGAUCCAGAUUGUUGGGUUUUUAUCCAGGGUUUGAGCUGGCUCCAGCCAUCUCUUUCUGCAUCCCCAACAUUGCUUACUGAUGAGGAGGGUUCCCCAAACCUUCCUCCCAGUGUAAGCGGAAAAGCACUAGUGUGGUUGUACAAAAGUCUUGAAGGCCACACUUUGUCCCAGAAACUCUCCUGGUUGCUGUCAGAUCGUGAUCAUUUGCUUUCUUGUUUUGAGAAGUCUGCCUAUCUGUGUCAAGAGAAGUACGGACAGGCUACACUUAUUUGUUUGAGAGCUGUUGAACAAAACCAGCCCUCUCUCCUUACUGACAUUGAUCCAUGUUUGUAUCUUGCUUCAUGGAAUUUCAGAGUUUUUCACAAGACGCAUCGUAAAUGCUCCUCGUUUCCGGAUACAAAAUUCAACCCACGAUACCAUGGGCGGCGGCGUUUCCUGUUAGAGAAACAGAUAUCUGCAGAUGCGCAUUUGUCUGAAAUCAUGUCGAGAGUGCCUAUGAAGAAAUCUCCACUGGGGACAGGCUGUUUCGGUAGUGACAUCAGAGAUGCUGAUAAGGAAGAAGAGGAAGAUCGACAAAGCUUUUGUGAAGAAGCCACCGAGUGCACAUUUGCUGGAGAUAAUGACAGUGCGGCUACAAAUGAUUCAAACAAUCAAGAAGAUGAAAGUGAAAGUUUGGAAAAUUCUGCUGCUACAACUACUGCAGAAGCCAAACUACCUGAUGUGGUGCAAAUUGUUAAACGUUGGUAUAGUCUGCCUAGCUUAGUAAAUGCUGCUUGUUCAGAAGCUAGUAGAGAGGCUUUAUCUUCAACAUCUGAUGGAAAUUCUUCUUCUUGCACAAAACUUAUUGUGCAUUCGUAUCCUUCCUCUCCAACAAGGGGACCAUCCCGUUCAUCUAGUCUUGUUUUCCGUUCUCCUGAACAGUCGCCUUUAGAAACUUCAACAUCUGUUUCUGCACAAUCACCUUGUUCCAAGCUGUCCCCCAGUGUUUUAGAAAUAGAUUACAGUACUAUAGAACAGCAUUCUGAUAAUGAUGUUCCCUUAUCCCAAAGAUGUCCCCGAAACUGGCGAAACGGAAAUGCUAAACUAGUCACCAAGGGGACCUGUCUUAAAAGGCAGCUGUUUUGUGGAGACGAACCAUCUGUGAAGUCUAGACCGUUGUCUACUCGAAGUACAGCUGUAUUGAAUACAUUAGUCACCAGUAGUGGUAGCUCUGACACCCUGAAUCACGAAGCCAGUAGGUUAAAAUUAUCCCAAGCAUCAACUUCUAAAGGAAAUGUCCCAUGGUUGCAGACAAGUGUGCGUCCCUGUGAACUGAAACUUCCCAGAACCCAUUGGGAAGAAAGUGAAUUGGACGCUCCAAGAUCUCAAAGUCGAAUUAAAAAGACAACUGGGAAGACUCGUCGGGUAUCAUUAGGUGUGGUGGGAUCGGCUCCGGAAUAUGCUCAUGAAUGGAUGGGGGCAGUGGAUGGUAGUAGGAGGCGUGUGCAUAAAAAGAGUUUCAUUGAAGAUGGUGGUAGCAGUGUAUUGCCCAUGGCGACUGGUUUUUUCCCACGGCCCACGCAAGGUCAAAGUUUGGCCAGUUUUCUUUCAUCUGGUCAAUUUGCAAGACCUUCAGCAGAAUUGGAUCGGGAAAAUGCACAUUUCAGUGUGUGUGAAGCUAUGAUUGCUGCUAUUGAACUGGUGAAGUGCAACCAGCAGUUGGCCGUGGCGGUGGUGAGCAAAGUGCGUGCGCACGGCGAGAAAGGCGCCGGAGGGGACGGGGACGGGGUGUGCGGCGUGCGUGCGGGGGCGGCCGGGGGCGGGGGCGGCGCCGGCAGCGGCAGCGGGCCGGCGGACGAGAGCGACGAGGAGGCCAACCCGCUGAAGCAGCGGAUCCGCCUGCGCCGCCGCCAGCGCCAGCAGCAGCACCAUCACCACCGCCGCCAGAUCCAGGUGUGGAACAGCCAGCUGCUCAGCGACGGACGCACCGACACAACCACCACAGAUCAGAGCAUUAGCCCUCUUUCGUCUUCCCCUGGAACCCCUUCAGAGAGCCUCUCUACUGAUGGUGUAGAUGAUUUGGAAGUUGAUGAAGUCCAAAACUUGGCGCAGCUAAAAAACUCAGGUCUCUCUGUGUCGAUGGCAUCACUGUAUUCCGAAGCAGACCUCUCGAGACCUGCCACUUCCUCGACCUCAGUAUCGCGUGCUCCGGACGCUGGCCUAACGGAGUCGGUGGUGUCGGCGGAAGGAGUGGCGCUGUCUCUGCUCCGGCAGUUUAGCGACAAGCAGCUUCCGCGUGCCUCAGACCUCCAGUGGCUGGUGUCUGAACAGGACGCCCCCCAGCAGCUACUACCUUUGCCCACGAGUUGGCCAGUGAGUCCAGAUGAAGCGGAGGAUGCAGAUAUGCGUCAAGCAACACCUUUGCGUGGCACCACAGAUUGGGCACCACCAAGACCCCAAGUGAUUUUCACACCACAUCCCAGCCCUGUGCGAAGGGUACUAAUGGCCAAGCAGAACUACCGCUGUGCCGGCUGUGGAAUGAAGGUCGCAGUGGAAUAUGCACAUCGAUUUCGUUACUGCGAGUACCUGGGACGUUUCUUUUGCACGGGCUGCCACACCAAUCAGCUGGCUCUCAUUCCAGGGCGAGUCCUUACAAGAUGGGACUUCACAAGGAAGGAGAUGGAGGAGGAAAAGAAGAAGGAGGAGGAGGAGGAAAAAGAGGAGGAGGAUGAGGAGGAAAAGGAGGAGGAUGAGGAGGAAAAGAAGGAGGAGGAGGUGGAAGAGGAGGAGGAGGAGGAGGAGGAGGAAAAAAAGGAGGAGGAGGAGGAGAUGGAAGGGGGGGGGGAUUUAAAGAUGUAG